Messenger RNA from Protobothrops mucrosquamatus (brown spotted pit viper), 1173 nucleotides. It is a transcript of the gene ENTPD8, whose product is annotated as ectonucleoside triphosphate diphosphohydrolase 8. Lineage: Eukaryota; Metazoa; Chordata; Lepidosauria; Squamata; Viperidae. Gene Ontology annotation, molecular function: GDP phosphatase activity; UDP phosphatase activity. Bases 1 to 1173 code for a protein of 390 amino acids. The transcript is spliced from 8 exons. The record is from RefSeq and is a predicted model, not a curated record. Gene Ontology annotation, biological process: nucleoside diphosphate catabolic process. Gene Ontology annotation, cellular component: plasma membrane.
AUGGGCUCCAAAUGGAACAGCUGGUAUCUCCGUGGAGGUCUGACUCUUUUGGGUAUCUUUUCUCUGACUGCUCUGAUCCUCAGCUUGGUGAGAAUCCACAGCACCACACAACCUUCUGAGAACAAGUAUGGCUUGGUGUUUGAUGCGGGUUCAUCCCACACGUCCCUCUUUGUAUACCAGUGGCCGGAGGAGAAGGAAAACGAUACGGGCAUGGUUAGCCAGAUGUUCUCCUGCAAUGUCAAAGGACCUGGAAUCUCAAGCUACACCAGUAACCCUCCACAGGCUGGUGGUUCUCUGCGGGAAUGUCUGAAUGCAGCAAUGAGAGUUAUCCCUCCAGAAAGACAGCAAGAGUCACCAGUUUACUUGGGAGCUACAGCAGGCAUGAGACUGCUCAGGAUGCAGAACGAGUCAGCUGCGGCGCAGAUUUUGGAGGCGGUCUCGCAAACGAUCCAGAAAUAUCCCGUGAAUUUCCAAGGGGCUCGAAUUAUCAGCGGGAAAGAAGAAGGGGCCUUUGGCUGGAUCACCAUCAACUAUCUGCUGAACUCUUUCACACAGUACUCUGCAAAAGACCGAGGCUGGAUCCGUCCUCCCUCAGCCAAUAUCCUGGGAGCCCUGGACCUCGGGGGAGCCUCCACCCAGAUCAGCUUCAUCCCGGCUGGUCCGAUCGCAGAUCCAUCCGAAGCCCUGCAGUUCCGCCUCUACGGCUUCGACUACACCAUCUAUAGCCACAGCUACCUCUGCUACGGCCAAAACGAAGCCUUCCAGCGGGUGAUCCGGUUGAUCCUUGAUGGACCUGCCGGCGUUGAGGUGGGUCAUCCCUGCUACCCAAAAGGCUACGAAGAAAUAGUACAGAGGGCAUCCCUCUCUAGCAACCCCUGUACCAAGCCUCUCCCCCCAACCGCAUCUUCGGGGAACGUAACUCUGGUGGGCAACGGGAACGUCACGCUAUGCCGGGAAAAGCUCAAAGCGAUCUUCAACUUCUCCGGCUGUCGAGACCCAUCAUCCUGCGGCUUUGAGGGGACCUACCAGCCGAGAGUCAACGGGAAGUUUCUGGCCUUUUCUGCGUAUUACUACACGUUCCGCUUUUUGAACCUGACAGUCACUAGUCCACUGGCCACUGUUGAGAGAGCCAUCCAGAUUUUCUGUGCCAGAACAUGGAAAGAUGGAAACUGA